Molecule: messenger RNA, 810 nt
Organism: Fusarium mangiferae
Lineage: Eukaryota; Fungi; Ascomycota; Sordariomycetes; Hypocreales; Nectriaceae
Exons: 3
Coding region: 1-810 (269 amino acids)
Source: RefSeq, a predicted model, not a curated record
AUGCAGCACAGUGACAGCGAAUGGGCAAGACUUUGUCACAAGGUAAGAGCUCUGCUGCCCGAAGAUAUCGGCAAGCAAGCAUGGUAUCUGGUUAUUUUCGCUACUUUGGCAGUAUCUCCUGAAACAAGUCUCCCAGCAUCGUUUUAUACCUAUCUUAAAGAACACGAGACAGAAUUCUCAUCUGAGGCUUCUCUGGAUUAUCUCGGUCAAAGAUUUCGAGAUGUUCUUCUGAAGCAGCUUUCGCUUGUGGGAGGACCACAGGUUCUUUCAGUUCUAAUCCCACUUGCAAAGGCAGAGGGAGAUGUUGAGUCGAAGGCCAGGUCUAGCAGUUUGAAUGAGAAGUGGCGAGCCGACAAAAUGAAUGUACCAGCGAUCUACAACCGUGGUCUUCAGACAAUUAACACAAUCUAUGGCGAAGAGCUUUUGAGCAAGAUAUUUGAUACUUGGGGUACCCACAAAGAGGAUGUUAAGUUCAAUGAGAUUUAUACCCUCUACGGCUUGUGGCUCUCUGACUUUGAAGUUCUUACUCCCCUCAAGACUGAAGCUGUGGUAUACUCUUCAAUCUCGUGCUUGGGACUAGGUGGACCUGGCAACUGGCACUUACGUGGGAUGGGGCGCUUGCUCGGCGCUAAUGGCACAGACGAUGCAAGCGAAGAAAUGCAAAAGAUUCUACAGAAGCUCAUGAAUCUAAAAGAGGCGGUUGUAAGCAUUGUACGUUUCGUGGGGCCAGAAUUUGUAAACAAGGCAAAGUUGGAUAAGUGGGCGGAUGCUACCACUGUAUCUAGAGAUCUGGGUGGUUGGGGCAACUAA